This is a messenger RNA of Entamoeba invadens IP1, 1191 nucleotides long. RefSeq lists its product as hypothetical. The record is from RefSeq and is a predicted model, not a curated record. The transcript has a single exon. Lineage: Eukaryota; Evosea; Mastigamoebida; Endamoebidae. The coding region runs from base 1 to 1191 and encodes 396 amino acids.
AUGGAGUUUCCUUGGAAAAUCAGGUAUUUUGCAGUUGUUGAUUUGGACAAAGUAGUAGAGGAAGGUCAUCAAGACGAGAGGAUAUUAUACACUUUUAGAAAGAUCGAAGAGACUGCUGUUGUAGUUUCUUUAAAUCAUAUUGUUUCCUACAUCUCUAUAAUUAAAAAUUUCAAGUCUAAUGUCUCAACAAUUCGAACGAAAUGGGUCACUACAUAUGUAUCUUAUGUCACUCCAUCAAUAUCAUAUAUAUUGCAAUUGGAACAAGUGAAUAAAUCGUUUGACAUCCACGUCUUGAAGUACUUGAAAUUUAUAGAAGAAUCAUAUAGUCUGACAUAUGGAUACAUGUACAAUAAAGUGGAAGCUAAAAUCACACUUGGAAUCUUUUUCCAAAUAGUUUUUCAAUCGUUUAAGAUUAAUGACAUAUUUUACUCGUUAUACUCCAUUAAAUCAUGUGUGGCUGCUCAAAAUUCGUUUCUCUUUUUAUCAAGUAAAAUGAAUGUACUUCGAGAGAAAUACAGUACCUUCAAAACGUGUUUUAUAGCAAACGAAAAGUCCAUUCUAUUCACUGAAAUGCCUUCACAACACCAACUUAAGUUUUUUCAAUUGACAAGAGGAUACACACAACACACUUCCUCGUUAUCAUCUUUAAUGCUCAAUAGAUGGUUGUUCUCAAAGAAACAUUGUCCAUUGUAUAUGGAGGCAAAUGCGAAUGCCCCAGACAUUUUCAUUGACACUUUCAUAUCAUCACACCCACUUUCAAAAACUUCAAAAGAACGAAUUGUAUUUCUAUUAAUAUUCAAAUCAGAGAAACAAGUGGAUAACAAUUUUUAUAAAGAUUUCAAUAUAAAACAAAUUGUUGGGAUGGUGCACUCUUCCCGGUCUUCCAUUGUUUUCACCCCCUCAAUUAACUCACUGAAAUCAACCUUUUUGAACUUCGAUGGAAACUUGUUUGUAUCCGACUUUCAGUGCAAAAUAUUCGAAGAAUUGUUUCUCCAAACAAUGAGAAACAUUGAAUUCACUUACACUUUUAAGAACUGCCAAACACUGUUAAUGAUAUUUGAAAGUCACAUUGUCGUUGUGCGAAAAACAAAGAGGAACUUGACUUUACAGAGAUUUGUAUUAGAUAAUAUGGAGCAGAUCGAGACUGCCAUGACCUCCUUUGAAAACUUGUUGUUAACUUCUUUUGUAUAA